AUGAGAACUAUUCCAAGGGCCUCAAACCAGACGAGUGGGCGACGGAUCCUCUCUACCCUUUUAGCGAGUGAGUGGAUCACAAUCGCUGACUUGACUCCCCUCGCGCCGCCGGCCAUCCGACCGCCUUGGAAACACGCCAGCACUCUAGCGGGCGGCGCGCGGCGGCGGGCGUCGGCAGUGAAGUUGAGUGCGGCGGGCCACCGCUUUAUAGCAAAUUGGAGUCAUAGCGGGUUGACACCGAGACGGUAUGGCACUGUCCCAUGUGACGGGAUACAACAAGACCCAACGGGCUAUGUCGAGCAGCAACGAGAUGAGGCCAUCGGACAGUUAGAUGACAAGGCUGAAGACGUCAUCACAGCCGCGCGGCGCAGGCUCCACCACGAACUGGGCAUCCCCUUAGAUCAUAUGGACCCCGAGUUGUUCACUUUCAUGACCCGCGUGCACUACCACGACCCCGGCGACGGCGUGUUCGGCGAGCACGAGAUCGACCACGUCCUCUUCUUCCAGGGCGACGUCAAGGUCAAACCGAACUCCAACGAAAUCUCCGAGUACUGCUUCGUGCCUAAAUCUGAAUUUAACGCGUACCUCCCGACCCUGGAGGGGCCCAUCACGCCGUGGUUCAACAUGAUCCGUCGCCAUCGACUGAAGCUCUGGUGGGACAACCUGCACCGGCUGAAGGAGCUCGCGGAACCCGACAAGAUACACAAGUUUAUGACUGAAAAUACUAAAUAGGCCUCCCCGCCUUAUCGUAGAUGUAGAACAGUUUUAUUUUAUUAUAACAAGGAGUAUGGAGCGAUUUUAUUCAGGCAACGCUUUGUUCUUUGUCAGAAGAGAGGUAAAAAAAAAUACAGCUUUUGCCUUUAAGAUAGUUUAAGAAAUCGACCUGGGUUCCAACCAUAAGCGGGUUCAUAGUUUAUUUUAGAUAUAACUACCUCUUGCACUUGUAUGCACGGAAAGCUUUUAUUAAUUUAGGUUUUUAUCAAAAUGAAAAUGGCAAAAUCGCUCUUAGUCCUUUGUGUUUAUUUUCAUGAUUUAUUAUAAAGCUGUACAUAUUUAAUUCUAUAAGUAAAUACGGGUGCUUUCACAUUGUUUAAAUCAGAUUAAUUGAAGAGGAAAGCCCUCGUUAGAUUGGAAAACUAUGCUAUGUACAUUUCUAUGAUGAUUACAAUAAAUAUAUUUAUUAUUAUUUCA
Molecule: messenger RNA, 1191 nt
Organism: Trichoplusia ni (cabbage looper)
Lineage: Eukaryota; Metazoa; Arthropoda; Insecta; Lepidoptera; Noctuidae
Product: isopentenyl-diphosphate Delta-isomerase 1-like
Exons: 5
Coding region: 1-732 (243 amino acids)
Biological process (GO): isopentenyl diphosphate biosynthetic process
Cellular component (GO): cytoplasm
Molecular function (GO): isopentenyl-diphosphate delta-isomerase activity
Source: RefSeq, a predicted model, not a curated record